This is a messenger RNA of Rhinichthys klamathensis goyatoka, 2100 nucleotides long. Its product is annotated as E3 ubiquitin-protein ligase TRIM35-like. Bases 32 to 1486 code for a protein of 484 amino acids. The transcript is spliced from 6 exons. The record is from RefSeq and is a predicted model, not a curated record. Lineage: Eukaryota; Metazoa; Chordata; Actinopteri; Cypriniformes; Leuciscidae. Gene Ontology annotation, molecular function: protein binding.
GGGGCGGGUAAAUCUGAAAUCGCUGAUAAUAAUGGCUCAGGAGUCUCCGCGAAACGUUGUACAGGCCAAACCGAAGAAAGUGGAAAAUGGCUGUUUGCUUUGUGGUAGGGACUUCUAUCCAACCAAAUGUAAUAAGCAUCGACUCUAUCACGGACACAAGUCUGAAAACAAAGCGGAACAUACGGUUGUGUUGGAGGAAUUAGUUGGCAAACUUCAGGACACGACUCUGGCCGUCUGCGGCAUAUGCAGAACUCUCUUAUUAAGGUACGAUCGCGUGUCCAAAGACGCAGAGAGAAUACAAUGGCUUAUUAAGGAUACGUGGAAGAAGACGAGAGAGAAACGAUGUGCGGAGUCAACUCCUUCACUGGAAGUGAAGAGACGACGAGAACUGAUGGACACAGCAGCAUAUGAUGAAGACAACAACAUUGCAUCCAUCCCACUACAUUCCACUGACACCGCUGCAGCAGCAAAGGAGAAACUCAAAACUGCAUUAAAACCACUGCAGGCAAGGCUAAGAAUAUUUCAGGAGUUUCAAAAGACUUCACUUCAAACUGCAGAACAUAUUAAGUUUCAGGCUCAAUAUACAGAGAAAUGGAUCAAGGACGAGUUUGUGAAACUUCGCCAAAGUUUAUGCAAUGAAGAGGCGGCCAGGAAAAAUGCACUGAAAGAGGAAGAAGAGCAAAAGAGUCAGAUGAUGAGGAAGAAAAUUGAGGAGAUGAGCAGAGAGUUGUCAUCUCUUUCUGCCACAAUCACAGCUAUAGAGGAGGAGAUGAACGCUGAAGAUGCUUUAUUCCUACAAAACUAUGGGGCCACUAUGAAAAGAGUUUCCCAGUGUAGACUGCCGGAUCCAGGGAACAUUUCUGGAGUGCUGAUCAAUGUGCCAAAACACCUGAGUAACCUGAAGUACACUGUGUUACAGAAGAUGCAGAAAAGUGUUGAAUACACUCCUGUGACCUUUGACCCCAACACUGCUCACUGUAAUCUCAUCCUGUCUGAUGAUCUGACCAGUGUGACAUACAGCGAUGAGGAACAGACACUUCCUGAUAAUCCAGAGAGAUUCGACAUGUUUGCGUGUGUUCUUGGCUCAGAGGGCUUUGACUCGGGGUCUCACUGCUGGGAUGUUGAGGUUGGAGACAGUACGGGCUGGUUCCUCGGAGUGAUGAAUGAAUCCGCUCAAAGGAGGAAUAAAAUAUUCUCAAGGAGUGGAAUCUGGCUGGUGGGGCAUUUCUGUGGUGAAUAUAAAGCACAUCUACCACCACAAUCACCAACCCUCCUCCUGGUGAAAGAGAAACUGCAGAGGAUCAGAGUUCAUCUGGACUGGGACAGUGGAAAACUGUCAUUCUCCGACCCUCUUACUGACACACACAUAUACUCUUUUGCACACACAUUUACUGAAAGAUUAUUUCCAUUUUUCGGUGUUGGCUGUAAUAUUUCUCCUCUGCUCAUCUUACCAGUAAAUUUCUCAGUAAAAAAAGACUCACUUUAGAUCUUAGUUUUAUGUAAUGCCUAAUUUUAUUUUUAUUUUAUUUUUUCAUUUAAUUGACUGUGCUGAUGAUGAUGUAUGUCAUAUAUAAAUAAUUAUACUACGGGGCCGUUGAAUGCUUGAAUCUGAUUGGUUUAUGAACGUUCUAAGGUGUGCAAUUAAGAAGACGCACGGCUAAAGUAGUUCCAGGCAGGUCUUGACCGCAUUACAUGUGUAUAUCACUUUGCCAAAUGAUUUUAGUUAUUUCAAAGGUCUUGUCAGCCUAUAACAGCAAAAGAACCAAAAACUACAACGACACUAACCCAGCAAAUAAACACUGUAAACAAUAGGAUAAAAAUUACAAAUAAUUUCCAUGUUUUUUUUGCCACAUAAUCUCGUUUUAUUAUGCAUUUAUUAUUAUUUAUUAUGAAAAAGCACAUACUCCUGCUCUAUUCCUCUCAAACGCACACACAUUCAGUACGGACACACACUCGCACAGAAAUGUUGUCAGCGCUGCUCUGGCAAUUUUAUCAGUAAAAUAGUUUAACAACUUAAAAGUUGCAUGAUAUUUCUCACUAACGGUGUAAUAACGGCGCUAUUACACCGGCAUUGACAAAAACCUGACAAAUGUCUUGAAA